UUUUAUUUCGAGGAUUAUUGUCAAUACUCAUCACUACCUUCGCCAUAAGCUUGUCGAACCAAGGCAGAAGGGUAGCAUUCAAGGAUUUGAAAAGGAUACCACUCCCAGAGUAAUCCUUAGUACGGUACUGUGUGCAGUCGUCGUAAUCAGUCCAUGAUCAUCGCCUUCUGAUUUACCAAAACCCUCGCGUAAACAUGCCUCCAAGCAAAGGCCAUGAUGCCGCACCUCCUCCCAAUUGGCCUGCUUCCGUGAUCUACUUGUCUAAACCUCGCCUUUCCCCGAAGUUUCCUCCUUCCCUUCUCCCGUUCAUUGCGUCACCCAGUUUUACACCCCAAACAACCAAACAUCCGUCUCAUGUCCAGAUCAAAAAGAUUGCUGAAGUCUCACAUCCCGCUUAUGGACAACUGGGACUUUUCGCCAGACAGAAAGUCAAGGAAAACGAACUCGUUAUCCCGUAUCUUGGUAUCAUCCAUGUCACUUUCACACCUGACAACGGAAGCGACUCCAUCCUUGAUGAACAUUCUGAAAGCGACUACGAUUUGUCUCUUCUUCGACUGUCUUCCUCUGACAUCAGAAACCCCUUCCCUGGGCAGCAUAUAUCGAUAGGUGUAGAUGCAGCUCGAGAGGGUAAUGCAGGGAGAUUCGUUAAUGACUAUCGAGGAGUCAAACCCGCCGGGCCAAAUGCCGAGUUUCGAGUUGGUAAAGGUGAAGGCGGGGAACUGAGAAUGGAGAUUUGGAGUCUCAGAGGCGGCAUUGGCAAAGGCGAUGAGGUGCUGGUCAGCUACGGCAAGGGAUGGUGGGGGGCAAGAAAGUAAUGAUCACAUUGUAUCAUCAUUCCCAUUCCCAUUCCCAGCCGUGCAGCUCGUCUUGUUGCGCUGUCCAAUCUCCGCCUUUGCGACGUUGCCGUUUCAUUGCAAAAGUCCCUUGCGCACGGCCUACUGUCAACUCAUAUUCUCCACGUUACUCUCACCCAUCAAGUGCCUGGCUCCGUCCACAACAAAUAUUCUCUUCUCCCUGGGCGCUUGUCGCGAUGAGACACCGGACGAUUCGCCCUGGGCACUGGGUGGAAGCACCGGCAGACUGGAAUGAGCUGUCAAGUUAGGUUCCAUGACCACGAGUUGAGUCGAAAGUCCCCUGCAAUGUCAUCCUCAGUUUGGGCUUGAUAAGCUGGUAAACCGUGCGUACGAUGGGUCGAUAGAAGAGAAAUGAUUGGCUGUCUCUCUGGCGGCAGCAAGUACAUUGAGGUAAUCAGAAAUGCAG
Cryptococcus deneoformans JEC21 is the source of this 1260-nucleotide messenger RNA. RefSeq lists its product as hypothetical. The transcript has 3 exons. NCBI's taxonomy places the organism in Eukaryota, Fungi, Basidiomycota, Tremellomycetes, Tremellales, Cryptococcaceae. Gene Ontology annotation, molecular function: protein binding. The record is from RefSeq and is a predicted model, not a curated record. Bases 195 to 815 code for a protein of 206 amino acids.